GGUAACUCGGGCUAGUUAUUCAUCUCAUUCAAAAUGAAUGUUGUUCCAUUCGGUCUCCAGCCUCCUUUCCUUCCUUUCCUAUAUCAAGCUGCUAUGCUAUCUGUAACAUCAAAGAGUACUCAGCUUUUGCAAUGACGUUUACUAACGUUCUCACCGCUGAUCUUCAUGAGGGAACCGUCGAUGGAAUUGCCAUUAAAUGGAAUCACAGCGCUAAAGCUAGGCUGACUACUAAUGCCAUCGAUUACGAAGUGGACGCUACCGCUAUGAAGGCAGCUACUGAGCACUUUACGCACAAGUGCUCUAAGCACCUGGGGAAGACCACUGCCAUAAUAAUUGGAUCUUUCCAUAAAUUCACCACGGUCACCAGAUCCGGCAAGAAGAAAGCGGUCCACUCCCAUGAAACCCUUCCCCUAAAUCCAGGCGGCGUCAAGGUCCAUGUGAACGUUACCUUGCCCGAUGGAGGGCUCGUACAAAAUGCCCAGUGGAGAGGCGAGUAUGCUGAAUUGUCCGACAGGGAUACACCGUCCCCGGUCUUGAACUAG
Aspergillus piperis CBS 112811 is the source of this 542-nucleotide messenger RNA. RefSeq lists its product as uncharacterized. The transcript is spliced from 4 exons. The coding region runs from base 132 to 542 and encodes 136 amino acids. NCBI's taxonomy places the organism in Eukaryota, Fungi, Ascomycota, Eurotiomycetes, Eurotiales, Aspergillaceae. The record is from RefSeq and is a predicted model, not a curated record.